AUGGACGACGACGCGUUCGAGAGGUUGGAUAAGCAAAAGGCGAGUCGACGGGAGAAGCGCACGGCGGUGCGGGCGGUGCGCGAGGAGGCCGCGAGUGGUGGUGCGAGAGGCGGGACGGACGCGCGGUUGUCGUUUUUGUACGAAGAGGGGGUGAACGCGAACGACGCGGGGGCGGUGACGAAGUGCAACGACGUGUUGCGGCGAUGCGCGAGCAUGGAGGAAGUGCUCGGUUUGGUGAAGGAAAUGCGAGACGCGGGGUUGGAGCCCGUGGAGAGCACGUACGUAGCGGUGAUGCUCGUGUGUCAAAACGUUGGCUCGCCCGAACGUGCGGUGCAGGUGUACGACGCGAUGACGGAGGCGCAAGUGCGCAUGACGGGACGUACGUUUCAUCUGGCCAUCGAGUUGGCGCUCAAGGCUGAGAUGUUCAAGGACGCGCUUCGUAUCAAAGAUGAUAUGCGCUAUGUCGGGUUGCCGGUGAGCUCGAAGCUUUACGUGACGCUUCUGCGCGCGUUGGCGGACAACGACAUGGGAAAGCGAAAGGGGCCACAGGAGCGACUCAUUCGCACGUGUCGUCUUUUUGAAGAGAUGCUCAACGAAGAUGUCGACCCAGCGCCGGCGGCGUAUCACACUCUCAUCGUUGCCGCACAUCGCGCGAAUCAGCACGACCUGGCGGUGCGCACUUUCGAUGAACUCAUCGAAGAGGGGAUCACGCCGGCGAGACAAACGUACGAGACUGCCCUCGAUUCCAUGGCACGAAGCGGACUUCUCGCGCAAGCUUUGGAAGUUUUUGUGCAGAUGAAGUCGAACGGACUCAUGCCACGAAAGGUGACGUACAACACACUUUUGAGUGCUUGCGUGAACGCACCGCAACCGCGCGUGGAGGCGGCGUUUGAAAUUUUUGAAGAAAUGCAAACGAAAGGCAACGUGACGCCGGACAGGAGCACGUACUCACUACUCAUCGACGCCGCGUGUAAAGCGGGUAAACCCGAGAUGGCGUUUGACGCGUUCAGCCACAUGCGGGAUUCUGGUAUUGAAAUCCAAGUCGGCACGUUAAAUCGAUUGAUUCACGCUGCGGGAUUGAACGCCAAGGAGGACUCUACAUCGGUACAAGCAACUCUCGAGCUUUAUGACGCGAUGAAAAAGCUUGGCGUUGAACCAGACGUGAUCACGUAUGGUAGUUUGAUCGCUACAUGCGCUAAGGCGCGCGAUGCGGCAACUGCGAUAAAGGUGUAUGAGGAAAUGCGCGCCGCGGGCGUCGAGCCAAACCGCAUCUUGUUCAACGUCUUGAUCAACGCCCUCGGGCGUGCGAACCGUAGCGAAGAGGCGAUGGAGUACUUUCGCGUGAUGCAGAAGCAAUCCGAAGUGAAUAGUUCGUUAACUCCGAAUCGGGAGACGUACACGACGGUUUUCGAUGCGUUCAUCGGCGGCGGCGGCGCAGAGCUCGCCAUGGCGAAACAAUCGCUCGAAUCAGGCGACGACGCAUCCUUCGUGCACAGCGCCCAGGUUGCGAAGUUGCGCGAAAUCUACGCUCAGGGCGUUGAACACGGUGUGUACGAAGACUUGUCAGUCGUACUGUCGACGCGCGAAGCGGAGUCUGAGUCUUGUACGAUAAACAUGAACCAGCUGUCGCGCACCGAAGCUACGGUGGCGACGCUCGUCCUGCUCGAACGCAUGUCCACGCUUUCGAGCGAUCAAGUACCAUCCGCCAUGUUCAUCUACGCGGGUAAGGUAAAGCCGGGUAAAAACGGUGCCCAGCGUCGAUUGUUGGCGAUCGAAACUGUCCUUCGUGCGGCUAACGUCAAGUUUGAAAUCGGCGAAGUCGGUUCCGCCGAACUCAUCGCCGUGAAGGGCAAGCACUGUCGCGCGUGGAUCGAGAAAAACGCCGGCACGUUUGUGUAAAUACUCUAGACCUUAGUCAUUCUUUUAACCAUCAGAUGUGCUAUUUGCU
Ostreococcus lucimarinus CCE9901 is the source of this 1948-nucleotide messenger RNA. It is a transcript of the gene PPR7, whose product is annotated as pentatrichopeptide repeat (PPR) protein. The transcript has a single exon. Lineage: Eukaryota; Viridiplantae; Chlorophyta; Mamiellophyceae; Mamiellales; Bathycoccaceae. Gene Ontology annotation, molecular function: protein binding. The coding region runs from base 1 to 1899 and encodes 632 amino acids. The record is from RefSeq and is a predicted model, not a curated record.